Molecule: messenger RNA, 825 nt
Organism: Aspergillus homomorphus CBS 101889
Lineage: Eukaryota; Fungi; Ascomycota; Eurotiomycetes; Eurotiales; Aspergillaceae
Product: F-box protein
Exons: 2
Coding region: 1-825 (274 amino acids)
Molecular function (GO): protein binding
Source: RefSeq, a predicted model, not a curated record
AUGAACACCUCAGACCCCGUUGAGCAAGUCCUCGUGACGCCCGAGCUUCUCGAGCUCAUCCUAGCCCAACUCGACAUCCGCACGCUGCUCACCUCCGCUCAGCGGGUCUCCCGCAGCUGGCAUGCUCUCAUCCAAGAUUCACACCCGCUCCAAGAAGCCCUUUACUUCCGACCCAUCAAGCCUGAAUGUAGCACAGCAGACCAAAGAACCACCAACCCGCUCCUCGCCCAGGCAUUCUCGCCCAUCUUCACCACUCCCCCAUUCGGCGUUGCCCUCACCCUCAACACAUUGGACCUGAUGACCCACCCCGCCAAACAACGCGCCUACCUCCGACCAGACGCCAGCUGGCGCCGCAUGCUCGUCACGCAGCCCCCGGCCACUUCCUUCGGGCAUCUAACGUCCACCCAUGGGCAGUGCGGAGAUGAUUACAGGUUAGAGGUUUGGAAACCCAACCCCGACCAGGAAAAGCACAAGAGAGAACGCGAGGGCCUCCGCAUGGCGCCCCUUUUCGAGCUCGCUCUCUCCAACGCCCUCCUCCCAUCCAUCUCUGAUUCUGCUAUCAUUUGGUGGGGUCACGGUAGCGGGUCUAAGGAGACAAAGAUCUGGGAAUGCGUGAAGAAACUGGGAAGCCCGCAGUUGCCGGAUGUGCUGAUAUGCGGAUUCACGGUGUUGUCAUGUGUGGUUUCGUGUGAGGAGGAGGAUAAUCCUAUUCUAGCGGUGCAGAGGGAGGUGCAGUUGGGGUAUAAGGAGGCGGGGUUGCGAUGGGAGUUGUUGGGGGAGGAGUGGGCGAGGGAGGUGCUGGAGGCUAACGUGAUGCGGUAUUGA